This is a messenger RNA of Theileria equi strain WA, 963 nucleotides long. RefSeq names its product signal peptide containing protein. Lineage: Eukaryota; Apicomplexa; Aconoidasida; Piroplasmida; Theileriidae. Bases 1 to 963 code for a protein of 320 amino acids. The record is from RefSeq and is a predicted model, not a curated record. The transcript has a single exon.
AUGAUCAUGACGACUCUAGUCAUUGUAGUCUUUUGCAUUAGACUCUGUUUUGUGUUUGGUCUGCACAACUGUAAUGAAAGAGAUUCGCCUGGAACGAGAUUGUCUAGAGGAAAAGCGGACGAAUCUGCGGAUUUUAAUGGACCACAAACUCAACACACCUACAUUCUGGACAUUAUGGACCCGGACAUUGGUUUGGUAAGUGUACAAGAAGGGGAACAGUAUGGUGUCCACCAGAAGAGUUACCAUCCAAUGGCAGGAAAGAAGAUUACCGUCUUGGCUUACGGAAAGACCAUACUAUGGGAGGAAACAAGUGCAACCAGAUUCCUCUAUCUAGACUCCUUUGCCAAGAAUGGUAAAAUGCUCUUAAGUCUCUGCCUGUUGGAGAGCGGAGACAUCGAGUACCACUACCUUAAACAUGCCAACAACGUCUGGACUAGACUGAGUGAAAUGGACUUUUGCAAGGAAUACACAAGAAUGAGGGGUCGUAGAAUAAAAAUCCCCCUAACCUCUUCCCAGGAUGUUAGCAGUACCUACACGGAAUAUGGGCCUGAGGACUUGACGGAAUUUGAAAAUGAAGCUGAGAAAGGACGGCAGGAAAUGCACAUUAUCCUGGACAUUGCAAAACCGGACGAGAAGAUCACAGUCAGUGAAAGUGAAAUUGAUGGCGUAAGCUACAAGGGCUACUUCAUGGGAGAAGCUCUGACCCUGUCUUCGCUCUCAGAAAAGGGAGUAGAGAUUUGGAAUGCAAGUCCAGGUAAUGAAUGCAAAUUCGUUUACUUGUGCACCAGUGGAAAGACAUCCCUCAUGAUUCUGGAUAUUCACAGAAAUGGUCGACUCCACCACAUGCAUUUCCGAAAGAAUGGCAAAAGGUGGGAGAGAAUUAGCACAGAACGCUUCGAUGCAUACUUCAAGAAUAUGAUGGAUAAGAAGGAGAAAAGGAGAGCCUCUAGGAAGAAAAGGUAG